Molecule: messenger RNA, 1366 nt
Organism: Dentiscutata heterogama
Lineage: Eukaryota; Fungi; Glomeromycota; Glomeromycetes; Diversisporales; Gigasporaceae
Source: the annotation of a GenBank genome assembly
AUGCCUAAAGUAAAGAGUAGAUUAACAUCUAAAGAACAAAAAUGUUUGAUAGAUUUCGAUGAAAUUUCACCUGAACGACACGAUUUUGCUUUAAUGUUACUUUGUUCAAGAUCACUUUAUCGAAUUCAAUUAAGAUGUUUUGAACAUAAUGUUCUUAAUAUUCAAGAUAUUUGUGAUAUUGUUAAACGGGAAGUUGAUAGGUUGCCACAAUUAUUAUCAGUAAUUGGAGCAUCAUUGGAAGCUAAUGGAUCUUAUAAUGUUAAUCAUCAUGAAAAUUUAAUGAUGUUAGAUUUCUGUAAAAAGAUUACAAAUUCAAAUGAUCCUUUAGAUAUAAUUAGAGGUCUUUUAACAGCUGAACAAAAUUCUAGAUCAUUAAAAAGUUCUAGUGAUAAAAAAGUUAAAAAGAUGUAUAGAAAUUUAAUUAAUUUGAUUGAUGAUUUAAAGAAAUUUAUGCAAAAUCGUAAUUCAACUGAUGAUUCAACAAAUUCUUCUUCCACUAAUACUACUCGUAAACGCAACAAUUUUCGUCCGGUUUAUUUUAUGGGAAAUUAUUGUGUUUGUACAGAAGGCGUCCCUGGAAGUGGUGAAGAAACUUUUAUUCAUCCACCAACAGCUCUUCUUUGGCUUCCCGUUCUAACUAAUAAAGAACGUAUCACUCAACAUACGACUUCAGCUUUCUCCUUAAGAAAGAAAACAGAAUUCGCUAAAAAUAAUGGACCUUCAUUUAGACCUCAAUUACUUAGAAUGAAUUUUGUUCAAACAUUUGGUCGUAGACAAUCACAACAAUCUACAAAUACAACAAAAUCUUUAUCAGGAGAGAAAUCAUGUCGUGUUACGAAUAAUUCAUCUUCACAACAAUCGAUUCAACUUGCUACUACAACUUCAAAUAUGUCAUCUAAUAUUGUUGCUACUACAACUUCAAAUAUGUCAUCUAAUAAUGUUGCUACUACAACUUCAAAUAUGUCAUCUAAUAUUGUUGCUACUACAACUUCAUAUAUGACACCAGUACAGUCACCAAUUACUUCUAGUUGUAAUUGUAAUUGUAGUCCAUUAAGCGCAACAUAUGAUUUCAGAAAAUUAUGUCCUUGCAUAGUCAAUAUGUCAGCUAAAUCAACAUCGUCUUCUCAAGGAUUUAGCAGCAGCAGCAAUAAUCAAUUUAAUAGUAGCAACAAUCAAUUCAAUAGUAGCAACAAUCAAUUCAAUAGUAGCAACAAUCAAUUCAAUAGUAACAACAAUCCUUUAUUAUCACCUCCGUUAUUUACCGUUGGUGGAUUCGAUUUUCCUUCGAGCAACUCACGUUAUACAUCCACGCGAAAUUACAGUUAUGGGUAUAAUUCGACAAAUUAUGAUGGGUUAUCUUUAUCGC